AUGACUUCCUCACCAAAAUUUGUGUGCCUCUUUUUUCUUCUUACAAUCUUAGUUUGCUCAAUCCAAACCUAUCCUAGAGAUAGCCAAUUCUUUAGCAAGGUUACUCGAAAGCGCGACGAUGCCACCACCACCACAACCAUCAACCCAAACACUAACAACAAUUACUUCACCAACAACAAAGUAGAUUAUUUUGUAACAUUAAACAAGCAAGAAAAGAAAGAUGAACAACCCGUUUUCCUCCCUCAAACCACCGAAACCGGUUACGGCCUAUACGGGCACGAAACCGGCCUAGAUGCCCCUUCUACCACCACCACCCCAAAUUCCUUGUACAACACGGAUGAAAACAACAACCAAAAGUACGAGAAUUUCAACAACUACUACAAGAACAACAAUGAAAAUCAUGAGAAGAAUUACACACCCGAGUUGAAAGGUUUGUCCGGUACUACCUACACCGAAAAGACUCCUAUGUCAUACAACAAUUUUAACGAUGAAGGUAAGUUCUAUGAAAUCAACAACAGCAACAACAAGGAAUUAUCUUUUCAGCGCGUUGGCAGUACUCGCAUCAGCGAUCAUAAUUUUGGGGGCUGUGUGGGCCAUAAUAAAAUAUUCCAUGAAAAUCCCAGCAGGUACAGAGCCACCUGA
Chenopodium quinoa (quinoa) is the source of this 642-nucleotide messenger RNA. Its product is annotated as protein E6-like. Bases 1 to 642 code for a protein of 213 amino acids. Lineage: Eukaryota; Viridiplantae; Streptophyta; Magnoliopsida; Caryophyllales; Amaranthaceae. The transcript has a single exon. The record is from RefSeq and is a predicted model, not a curated record.